Rubroshorea leprosula is the source of this 626-nucleotide messenger RNA. Lineage: Eukaryota; Viridiplantae; Streptophyta; Magnoliopsida; Malvales; Dipterocarpaceae. The record is from the annotation of a GenBank genome assembly.
CCCAACUUCACUCCACUCCUACCUCCUACCCCUCCCUGUAACUUCAAUGGCAAACCCCUCCAUGUAUAACUUCUUCAGCCAGAGCCAACCUUCUGCCUCCAAACCCACCGAGCAUGCGGCAGCUUCGUCCACCAACUCAUCUCCGGGACGUUUUCCUUGCCCCUACUGUCCCCGGGAUUUUGCCACCGCUAAAGCUCGCGCCGGCCAUCAGAAAGCUCACAAGCGCAAGCGAGCAGCUGCUGCUGGGCUAAACUUUCCGGCCAACAACCUGGACGAAUAUCCCCUACUUCCUCUGUUCCCUGCUUAUCCACAGCAACAACCCACCUCAUCCAUACCAUUUCCCCACUUUCCUGGCAUGUGUCAUCCCGUGGGUGCAGCCAUGUUUGUUGAGAAGUGGCUGGAGCCCAUCCAGCCGCAGCCACAGCCGCAGCAGCAGCACGUAGCUUCCAGCUCGGUCUCUGGGAGCUUUGUGGGCGUUUCGACUGCUGAUGCUCUCUCCACUUCCACUGAUGUCGAUGAUUCUGCCAAUAUGGACCUCACCCUCCGCCUGUGAAGGGCUUUACACUGAAUGGUGAUGAAGAUAUGUAUAUAAAUGCUGGUUUUAUUAAGAAAAUGGGUUUUUAAGU